AUGGUGAUUGCAAAGAGAGUUGGUGUUGGUGUUAUUUUGUGGUUGGCAGUGGCUUGUUUUGUGGUAGAAGGUGAUGAAAGAGUAAGGCCAAUUGCUGGGCCUGAUAUCUAUGAGGGUCGCAAUGUAGCUAAGGAUGUUCUUGCUCCUGGUGAGAUUAUUAAUAAUGUCAUGAGCUUUGGUGCCAAACCUGAUGGGAAGUUUGAUUGCACUCAGGCGUUCAUGGACGCAUGGAGAGCAACAUGCAAGUCGAAAGUGCAAGCAAGGGUUCUGGUCCCUCUAGGAAGGUUCGUGGUUUCGGCAAUGUACUUCGCCGGGCCGUGCACGACUCCGGGGCCCGUCACGGUCCAAGUUGAAGGCACCGUGGUUGCAACAACGGACAUCAGCGAGUAUGUUGACGGCGAAUGGCUCAUGUUCCAAGACCUCUCCGGUAUCAAACUCAUUGGUGGUGGCACCUUUGAUGGACAAGGAAAAGAUUCAUGGUCCCAAACUGAGAAUUGUGAAACCGACUCCGAUAGCGCCUGUGUUAGAGCUCCUAGUAGCAUUUUCUUCAGCAGGGUGAACAAUGGAAUCAUACAGAACAUAAAAACCUUGAACCCCAAAGGCUUUCACAUAUUUGUCACAAACUGUGCCAACAUUAGACUUAGGUUGCUUAAGCUCACAGCACCAGGUACCAGCCCCAAUACUGAUGGAAUCCACAUUAGCCACUCCAUCAAUGUCAAAAUAUCAAAAUCCAACAUUGAAACCGGUGAUGAUUGUGUCUCUAUGAUUCAAGGGGUCAACAAUGUUACCAUUAAGAGACUAAAGUGUGGCCCUGGACAUGGUAUUAGUAUUGGUAGUCUUGGAAAAUAUCAAGAUGAGCUAGAGGUGAGAGGAAUUAGGGUGGAGAAUUGCACAUUGGUUGGCACAACCAAUGGCCUAAGAAUAAAGUCAUGGCCAGAGAAGUAUUCAGGUUUAGCAACAGAUAUAAGCUAUAGUGAUAUUACCAUGGAAAAUGUUAAAAACCCUAUCAUCAUUGAUCAAGAAUAUCAAUGUUCUCCAGGCAUCUGCAAAAAGAAGCCAUCACUUGUAAAGAUAGCAAAUGUUGGUUUUAUAAAUGUAAAAGGAACAACAAUUUCACCAAUUGCAGUGGAUUUAAGGUGUAGUAAGCAAUUCCCAUGCGAAAAUGUUCAACUUCACAACAUAGACCUCAAGCUUCUUGGACCUAUCCUUCCUUCUGGCGCAAGAUGUGCCAACGUUAAACCUAUCUAUGGAGGCAUUCAAAUGCCACCAGCAUGUCCAUAG
Messenger RNA from Arachis stenosperma, 1281 nucleotides. Its product is annotated as exopolygalacturonase-like. Gene Ontology annotation, molecular function: polygalacturonase activity. Gene Ontology annotation, biological process: carbohydrate metabolic process. The coding region runs from base 1 to 1281 and encodes 426 amino acids. The record is from RefSeq and is a predicted model, not a curated record. The transcript is spliced from 5 exons. Lineage: Eukaryota; Viridiplantae; Streptophyta; Magnoliopsida; Fabales; Fabaceae.